Molecule: messenger RNA, 1843 nt
Organism: Salpingoeca rosetta
Lineage: Eukaryota; Choanoflagellata; Craspedida; Salpingoecidae
Product: legumain
Exons: 6
Coding region: 53-1423 (456 amino acids)
Biological process (GO): vacuolar protein processing
Molecular function (GO): cysteine-type endopeptidase activity
Source: RefSeq, a predicted model, not a curated record
CAACCAUCUCCUCCAUAAACACCCGCCCUCCCCUCUUCCCACGAACAAGAAGAUGGCUCGGACUGCUGCUGCUGCUGCUGUUGCUGUGCUGUUGGUUGCGGCCUGUGUGGUGGCGCCUUCGAUGGCGCUUCCCUUCACGGGCAGCACCAACGCCGCAGGCGGAAAGAACUGGGCCGUCCUCGUCGCAGGCUCCAACACGUGGGGCAACUACCGCCACCAGGCCGAUGUGUGCCAUGCUUACCAGGUCCUGAUCUCCCACGGCUUUGAUCCCGACAACAUCAUCACCUUCAUGUAUGACGACCUUGCCCAGAACAUCCAGAACCCCAACAAGGGUGUGAUCAUCAACCGCCCCAACGGGCCCAACGUGUACCAGGGCGUGCGCAAGGACUACACCAAGAACGACGUCACCCCACAGAACUUCCUUAACGUCAUCAAGGGCAACAAGGCCGCCAUGUCCGGCAUCGGCUCCGGCCGCGUCCUCGAGAGCGGCCCCAACGACAACGUCUUCAUCAACUUUGUUGACCACGGUGGCCCCGGCAUCAUUGCGUUCCCCUCGGACGUGCUGCAGGCCUCUGACUUGAACAACGCCCUCAGCUACAUGAACCAGAACAACAUGUACGCGCAGCUGGUCUUCUACCUCGAGGCCUGCGAGUCGGGCUCCAUGUUCCAGAACAUCCUCCCCACCAACACCAAGAUCUUUGCCACCACCGCGGCCGACGCCACCCACUCCUCCUACGCCUGCUACUACGACUCCACCCUCCACACCUACCUCGGCGACGUCUACAGCGUGAACUGGAUGGAGAACUCCGACUCGAGCGAUCUUCGCCAGGAGACGCUGUACCAGCAGUACACCAUUGUCAAGCAAGAGACCAACACCUCCACCGUGUGCCAGUUUGGCGACACCUCCUUUGACAGCAGCCCCGUCAUUGACUUCCUCGGCGGCAACAACAGCACCGCCACGCUGACACACCUGCACAGCGCCGACGGCCACAUGCACUUCCGCCGCCGCCCCACCGCCGACGCCAUCGACUCCCGCAUGGUUGAGAUUGACAUUAUGCUCAAGCGCAUUGCAGAGGCGCGCGACGACCAGGAGACGCGCACGGCCCUGCAGCAGGAGCUCGUCAGCAUGCUCCAGCUGCGCGCCGACACCCGCGCCCGCUUUGGGCGCAUUGUGUCCCGCGUUGCUGGUGAGGACAGCGUGGAGCGCCACAUGACGACCCGCCUCUCCCUUCCCGACUACACGUGCGUGGAGAAGGCCACGCGCGCGUUCCACGAUGCGUGCCUCAACCUUGGCGCGAACGCGUGGGCGCUGGAGCACACAAUGGCGUUUGUGAGCAUGUGCUCGGAGGGCGCAGACCCGGCCGAUAUUGUCGCCGCCAUCAACGACGACUGCUCCGUCAAGACGAUGAAGCUGAAGCUCUAAGCCGCUUCCCUUGCUCAUCAUCUCCCCAACCAACCCAUGUGUCUCUCUGUCUGCCACACUUUGCGUUCUCUUGUUUUCGUGUACCGCUUCACCUUGCGUGCGUUCUUUGCUGCGUGUUUGCAUCGGUCCCUGAAACGUUACGGUUGCAGGCGUGGCUUGUGCUCUUUCUUGUCCGUGCGCUUUGUUCUGCUUCACCCGCACCACACCGCAGUCACCACCACCACCCCAUAAACACACACACCCACACCCACACCCACCCGAUGAGGAAGCGUUGCUUCGUGGUUUGUGACUGAGCAAGAGUUAAGGGCGGUUUUCUUCUUGUUUGAGGUUGAUCAGGGGCAAGCACACACUCAUACACAGGGCAAGGCAGACACAGUGCAGCAGGUACACAGGGCAGUGGAAGAAGAAACAAGAAAAGCA